AUGUCGACUUCGCCCAUCCCCAACGCGUGGGGAGCCCUUCAAGGACUCGCGCAUCGUGCCCUGGGUAGCAACCAACUCGCAGGUUCCAUCCCGCCAGAGCUAGGAAGUUUCGCAGCCCUGACACACCUCGAGCUUGGGGAAAACAGCCAAACUAUGAGGACGAUACCCAAGGAGCUUGGAGCUCUUACAGAGCUGAAGGAGUCUUUUCCGAGCUAUAAUCAGCUUCUAGACACAAGACCCAUUCCCAACGCGUGGGGAGCCCUUCAAGGACUCGCGCAUCUUGCCCUGGGUAGCAACCAACUCGCAGGUUCCAUCCCGCCGGAACUCGGAAACCUCGCCGCCCUGGCAUGCCUCGACCUUAGGGAAAACCAGCUGUAA
This is a messenger RNA of Ectocarpus siliculosus, 378 nucleotides long. The record is from the annotation of a GenBank genome assembly. NCBI's taxonomy places the organism in Eukaryota, Phaeophyceae, Ectocarpales, Ectocarpaceae.